GUCAUGUAGGUUAGAAAAACUUGUAAGGACGUUGAAAGCAGAACAAAACUCACCCACCUACGCAACCAUAUAUCCUUAGCUUCUCUCUCUUUGAUAUAUCCACUGAGUUGAUGCAAAAGUACUAAAGCUUUAAUAUGUUAAAAGAUCAGGUCGUUUGUUUGUUAGCCUAAACGUUGGCAUCAAUCGCAGAAGUUGGAUAGGAAAGACGAUAAAGAAGAAGAAAAGGGCACCUGUAUAUAGUUGAGAUCAGUUAAUCUGAGGAUAUAUAUAUAUAUAGGGUUUCUAAACAGUACUCUCUAUAUUGGUUUAGAGAUUUGAGAUUAAUUGAUCGAUAAUAUAAUGUGUAGCAGAGGGCAUUGGAGGCCUCAUGAAGAUGAGAAACUCCGAGAGUUAGUCGCUAAAUAUGGACCUCAUAAUUGGAAUGCUAUUGCUGAAAACUUGCAAGGCAGAUCAGGGAAGAGUUGUAGGUUGAGAUGGUACAAUCAGUUGGAUCCAAGAAUUAACAGAAGCCCAUUUACAGAAGAGGAAGAAGAAAGACUACUUGCCUCUCACAGAAUUCAUGGGAAUAGAUGGGCUAUAAUUGCUAGGCUUUUUCCAGGUCGUACUGAUAAUGCUGUGAAAAAUCAUUGGCACGUUAUCAUGUCCAGAAGAUGCAGAGAAAGAUCUAAGAUUUAUUCCAUGAGGAAUAUUGCUGCUGCCCCUAAAUCAACAAGCCAACAAGACAUAUUAACAACUUCGCCGAGCCACGAUAUCAUGAGAAAAACAAGUUCCAAUAAUUCUAUUGAUCAUCAGCAAUUAUUAGGAAGAUUUAAUUAUUAUCCUUUCAUCACUAAUAAUAAUUCCCUUUAUCCAAAAGAACUUCAUUUCAACCACCUUCCAGCUCAUCAUUUGAAGAUGGAUGAAGGCAAGAAUGAAGCAAUGCAAUGCUAUGACUUUCUACGAGUGAAUACAGGCUCAAAUAAAAGUGAAGUGGUAGAGGAUAAUAUUACAAGAAGGGGUGAUGAGGAAGUGGAACAAGAAGCUGGGGAUAAUUCCCUACAAAGCAAGGCUCCAGUGCGCUUUAUAGAUUUCCUCUCAGUUGGAGACUCAUCGUAAUUUCUUCACUCUUUUUGAUUUAUGAGGAAAAUCUUCACUAUAGAUUUAGUGAAAUGAUAUAUUUAUAUGUUUCACACAAUUUAGGACCUCUAACCUGGAACCCUGUAAAAUUAAGUUUUCUGCACGCAUAAAAUCAAGUUUUCUGCAUGCAUAAGGUCUAUUGUAUGAAUAUUAUUAUAUGUAAUCUUAUCACUAUGAGUUGUCUCUGGAAAUGAAAUAAAAUGGGAGAAAGUCAAAAGCUCUAACGGGUGUCAAACCCUUAAUUCAUUAGCUUUUACAUAUUUUCCAGAGGGGAAUUUUCUGAUCCAUGCCACCACUGGCUUUUUUAUUAAAUGCAUUAUAUGAGAAGAAUUUAGCUUUCUGGGGUUCCUAUUGCGCCCGAGUUGAUUUAGGACUUUAACAGCUUGUUUGGAUGAUUGUUAGUAUUGUAUUGUAUUGU
This is a messenger RNA of Nicotiana tabacum (common tobacco), 1534 nucleotides long. RefSeq names its product transcription factor MYB54-like. Lineage: Eukaryota; Viridiplantae; Streptophyta; Magnoliopsida; Solanales; Solanaceae. The record is from RefSeq and is a predicted model, not a curated record. Gene Ontology annotation, biological process: regulation of DNA-templated transcription. Gene Ontology annotation, cellular component: nucleus. Gene Ontology annotation, molecular function: RNA polymerase II cis-regulatory region sequence-specific DNA binding; DNA-binding transcription factor activity, RNA polymerase II-specific.